Molecule: messenger RNA, 1728 nt
Organism: Debaryomyces hansenii CBS767
Lineage: Eukaryota; Fungi; Ascomycota; Pichiomycetes; Serinales; Debaryomycetaceae
Gene: TEC1
Product: transcription factor TEC1
Exons: 1
Coding region: 1-1728 (575 amino acids)
Biological process (GO): regulation of transcription by RNA polymerase II
Cellular component (GO): transcription regulator complex
Molecular function (GO): DNA-binding transcription factor activity, RNA polymerase II-specific; RNA polymerase II cis-regulatory region sequence-specific DNA binding
Source: RefSeq, a predicted model, not a curated record
AUGUCACAUACACCAACACAAACACCCAACAGAACGGGCCGAACCAACAAGAAGUUGCCUAUGAUUGUGGAUAUUGCGUUAGAUGAUGAUGGACAGCAACUCUACCAGGUACACGAGUCGUCAAGACAUGUACGGAAAGAGAUGCCCAUUUCGACCAAUUUUUCCUGCAAUGAGACAGAGAAGACUCCGAUACGCAAGAUACUCGGAAUCGUGUCGCCCAGUACGCUCAACCAGAAGAAAGUGAAGGAUGAGGACGAGGAGAACGAGUUGGGAAGCUUCGCACAGCCGGAAUCUGCCACCAAAAGAACAGGCGACUUGAAUAUAUUCACUGGUAAUGUCGAAGAUAACUAUGAGUUUCAAAAUGAGACAGACAGAGCUUCCAGCACAGAUAUUUGGUCGGACGAUGUCGAAAUGGCGUUUGAGGAAAUUUUGGCCAUUAUUCCCAAAAAGAGCUCCAACAAGAUUAAAAUCAGUGGUCGGUCCUGUGGUAGAAAUGAAUUAGUUUCGGAUUAUAUUUUGAAUAAAACUGGCAAAUUUAGAAGUAGAAAACAAGUCUCCAGUCACAUACAAGUGAUUAAAAACUUGGCCCAAAAGCCCGAUAUUAUUAAAUUGAUAAACGAGGGCCCAAGCUUUGAGACUGAGCAGGAGAAGGAACGAAACGAGAAGAGAUUCGAAGAGAUCUUUUCCAAGAUCAACUUGGAUAAGUCGUUAGGCAUAACUGACGUGAAGAAGCGUAAAGAGUCAACCAGUUCUUCUACCAUACCCACUAAAAAACCGAGAACGAAUCAGAUUAUUAAAGUAGAAAACUUCUAUAUGCUUAUUAACGAUGUUGUCGGUGGGAACCCAAUCGUCUUAACGUUUCAAAAUUCCAAUGAUUUGAAAAGCUUGAAGAUAAGGGAAAACGCUAAAAUAUCGAAUAGAUUUCCAGGUUUAAACGAAUUCCAAAACACCGAUAUUCCCAUUCUUCAUAAUAUGGUUAAAAUACACUUGCCCCAUUUACCCAAAAAUUAUACGAUCGACGGCCUUCAAACCAAUUACUUCCUUCUGGAUUCCUAUCAAUCGGAUUAUUCAAUCUUCACUUGUAUAUAUUCGUUUGGUAAUGAGGUGUUGAAGUUCAACGAUAUAAACGUCAAGGCUAACGAAAACCAACCAUUUUUGCCCAAAUUUUGGAAGUUUUUUAUUUCCAAGUUGAUCAACAACCCCAACCCAAUGGAAGUUAAUAUGGCAUUCAAGGGAAUAACCAUUAAGCAGAUCAUUUACGAAUCUAGUGGUGAUUCAAACUUGGUUUUAAAACUGAAAAUUAAAUCGGUAUCGUUAUGGGAAUUCGCCAAAGUGGAUCAUUUCAAAGAUGCCACCACUUCGGUAACUAAAUUGAUAUUACCCACGCAAACAAUUGCUGAUAUUCAACCGCUGGCCGUUGAUUAUCAUCCGGUAUCAUUGGACAGCACUACCACUACAUCUACGGCUACAAUGCCUCCAACUGUAUCAAGCAUAUUGGACGACCAUGAUUUUGAGACAAAACCACAACUUUCGGUCCAACAGAAGUUUGAAACCUUGCAGCACCAUCAAGAUCAACAAAGUCAACCCUUUCAAAAUAUGCUUCAUCCUUCGGUAAACACGAAUCUCAUGACGGUAUCGAAGGAUAGCCAGUCAAAUCAAUUCGGAGGAGCUCUUUUCUCCGAAAAUGAAUUUAUGAACAUUAAUUUGGAUGAAUCCCAAUUUAACUAA